This is a messenger RNA of Aspergillus tubingensis, 705 nucleotides long. Its product is annotated as HCNGP domain-containing protein. The transcript is spliced from 3 exons. Lineage: Eukaryota; Fungi; Ascomycota; Eurotiomycetes; Eurotiales; Aspergillaceae. Gene Ontology annotation, biological process: regulation of DNA-templated transcription. The coding region runs from base 1 to 705 and encodes 234 amino acids. The record is from RefSeq and is a predicted model, not a curated record. Gene Ontology annotation, cellular component: nucleus.
AUGCUUGGCUUAGGAGCGUAUGAAAGCAGCAGUGACGAAGAGGUGGAAAAUAAUUUGCCCUCAGUACAAUCGAAGAAGAUCGCAAGCCAGCAAGCGCAGCCACAGGAAGUGACAAAAGCUACAGAAACCGCCAAUGAAACCACACCAUCAAAAGAGAUACCUGUUCCAAACACAGACAGGCCUGUUCUUGGGCCGACGCAUGAAGGCUCACAAAAUCCGCAAGAGCAACCAGCCGAACAUUCACAAGUCUUCUCAGCGGACCGAACAUUGAUCCAUGACCUAACACUUCCUCCGAUACCAAAUCUAGACAUCCCACCAUCUCCCCCUGGCUCUCCUAACCCUGCAGCAAAUGCCAAAUUCGCACACUUCUUGACCCUAAAGAAACAGGGCAUGCAUUUUAACGAAAAGCUUGCCGGGUCUACAUCCCUCAAAAACCCCAGUUUACUGAAGAAGAUGAUGGACCAUGCCGGCAUUGAUGAACAAGCACAAUAUCACACAUCUUUACCACCUGAAAUAUGGAACAUCAGCGAUCUGCCAAGUUGGGGGUAUAAAGAGGAGCUUUUAAAAGCGCAGAGGGAAAUUCAAAAUAGGGCUGAAGAAAAGAAGUCCGCAGGACAGAGGGAUGCUAUCAACUUUGUGGCUGCCACGCCUAGCGAGUUCUCCCGUGCAGGCCCUAUUGCUAGCUCAAGGCCAAAACAAAGGUAA